AUGACAGCCAAUGGAGGGCCUGCGAGGCGGGAGAUGCGCAACACGCAGGCAUGCAAGCUAUGCCGGAGCCGCAAGGUGAAGUGUGACAGUAUCCGUCCAAAGUGCAGCCUAUGUCGAGCAGAGAAUGUUCCAUGCACAUACGAGCAGGACCGGCGACAGACAUCGCGGGUGUCGCAGGCAGUUAUCCAACGCAUCACCGACCGGCUGACGGAGGUGGAGGAGACGGUGCAUAGAUUAGAGGAGUCUCUAUCGCAUCAACGGCAUCAUGCUGGUCAAGUCCAGACCCCAUCCGAUACUGCGCCGUCGGUCGUUUCACCCACCCAUGCCUUGCAGGGGUUGGACGACGUUGGUAUGUUUAUGGACGCAUCACCAAGCCACGAUCCGCAGAAUCUGUACCCAGAGACCCCUGCCUUCGAUUUGGACCAAGGGCGUAAGCAGGGUGCAUCCAUUGAAAUACACACAGGAGUCGAGAGCGACGGCGGCCACAUAUCAGUGUACGGCCCAAGCUCGACAUUCAAUCCGCCCAUUUCAUAUACACUCUAUCGACAACCGCGCCCAGCACAGUUCUCUGCAACGGAAAGUAAAGACACGGCGGAAGAGGAAUGCCGAUUGUUUGCCAACUCGGCUCUUCAGAUACAAAAAGAGUGGUCCUAUAUGGCUGAGCGCAAGUUUGACCUGGACGGCCUGGAUCUUGAUACAGCGUGGCACCUCCUGCAGAUCCAUUGGAACCACCAUCACCAGGCAUACCUGACCACCUAUCGACCUGCAGUAAUGCAUAGUCUCGCAACGGGGGGGGCUUACAUCAACAAGCUCCUUUUGAACGCCAUUUACCUGUCAUCCGCGCUGAACAGCGAUCGCGACGAGUUGCACGAGGAUCCAGCAGACCGGCAAUCGCUAGGCAGGAGAUUCUUCUCUCGUAUCCAGGAAUUAACCCUCUCUGAGCUAGGCAGCUCGAGCGUUGCCACGGCCGUUGCGUUUCUGAUCACUGGCUCUAGUCUAGUGUCUGUUGGCCGGCAGACGGCUGGCUGGCACUAUUCAGGGCUGGGCUAUCGGAUGAUAAUCGACUUGGGCCUGCAUGUCGACCCCCAUAAGCUUCGCAUUUCCCAUCCAGAUCCGUCGCAGCCUGCAAUGGGCUUCACCGAGGUUGAUCUUGAACUGCAUCGCCGUGUAUACUGGGGUGCAUACAUCAAUGACAAGUUCCAGGCGCUCUAUUUUGGCCGCCCGCCAACGCUGACUGCAAUUGGCAUUGAGCCAUCCAGGACGUUCCUGGAUAAAUUUGAGGAGCUGGAGCUGUGGAAGCCCUAUGUCGACCCCCGGGCCAGAGUUCCACCCCCCGUAUAUGAGCCCCAGCCAGCCUAUACACUCUCCACCUUCCAGGCAUUCACGUACCUAGCCGAUAUUAUGGCUGGUAUCGUAACAGGGCUCUAUUCUCCCCAGGUGCAGUUUCUGUCCCAAGAGGAGAUCCUCGAUGUUGCUGGAGACCUGCAGAAAAGACUCGACGCCUGGAUGGCAAACCUUCCCAAGCAUCUGCAAUAUGACCCCAGCCAGGACGAAGCGCCGCCGGCCCAUCGCUUCAAUCCACCAAUGACCUUCCAUAUGUUGCACAUACUCCUUCACCGGCCCUUCCUUCCAGAGGGCCAUCUUCGACAUCUCGGAGCCUCCGCCGAAGCUGAGCAUCGCGAAAUCUGCCUGCUCUCCGCUGUUCAGAUAUACGAGCUGGCCAGGCGCUACCGUGACGCCUUCACCCUCCGCCGAGCGACCUACAUGAUCUCUUACUGCCUGUUCUGUGCGGCAUCUGUUAUUCCCUUCGGGCCCAGACAAUCCGUCGACGUCUCGCAGCGACACAUCGUCGGCUGGUUCUGGAUUGCGCUGAAAGAAUUACAGAACGGGGCGAAUUUCGGACUGCGCAAGCCGAUCAUAAUCAUCCGGUCGCUUAUUGAACACGCUGGGUUAGACUUGAACAGCAUCCUGGCCCAGACAGAGCCAUCCAGGCCAGCCAGCCUGGAGGCCGGAGCAGGCGGACAAGCCCAUGUCCAGCAUGACCACCGCUCCGGAGUGAUUGGUGUGAAUGGAGCAAUGCCACCUCAAGGUCCAGACGAGGCGCAGGUGCCCGAGAUAGAAGACGCAGAUUUUGAGACGCUGUGUCGGGACCUGUUUGCCGGUGAUAUUGAUGGGUUGGCAGCGCCGCAUGGGACUGAUGCUGAGGAUCAUUCGUUGCUGUAUGGUCUGUUUAGAUAG
Molecule: messenger RNA, 2238 nt
Organism: Aspergillus puulaauensis
Lineage: Eukaryota; Fungi; Ascomycota; Eurotiomycetes; Eurotiales; Aspergillaceae
Exons: 3
Coding region: 1-2238 (745 amino acids)
Biological process (GO): regulation of DNA-templated transcription; DNA-templated transcription
Molecular function (GO): DNA binding; zinc ion binding; DNA-binding transcription factor activity, RNA polymerase II-specific
Source: RefSeq, a predicted model, not a curated record